Messenger RNA from Drosophila teissieri, 2643 nucleotides. RefSeq lists its product as uncharacterized. The record is from RefSeq and is a predicted model, not a curated record. The transcript has 2 exons. Gene Ontology annotation, cellular component: nucleus. The coding region runs from base 1306 to 2163 and encodes 285 amino acids. NCBI's taxonomy places the organism in Eukaryota, Metazoa, Arthropoda, Insecta, Diptera, Drosophilidae.
GUGUGAGUCAUGGUGGAAAAUUCGAGGCAAGCGUACCGAUGCGCAAAGAACAAGCAUAAGCGAAGAAGAUAAAGAUAUCGAUUAAAAUUUCUGCUACAAAAAUAAAUAUAUAUGUAACGCAUAUUGUAAAUGUCCUAAGUUAAGUGAUAUAAAUCAAAUAUUUGUGUAAAGUUUAAUAUUUUAAUACGCGUCGAAGUACAACGAGUGAGGCUACAGAAAAGCACACACUAAAGUGAAGUACUUGGCGAGCGAAAAUAACGGAAAUCGAAUUCGAAAUAAACGCUGCGCAAUAGACGGUGGUGUACAUAAGAGUUUAACAAAAUCCGAAUCAGAAUCAGUUGAAAGUGUGAUUUUUUUGAGCCUUUGUCUGUAAGUGAAGAGAAAGCUUUAAGCGGAAUUACAUCUAUAUAUAUAUAUAAAUAUAUAAAUACGAAGCCAGCCCGUCGCCAUUUUGAAAGUGAUUUUACAAUACACACACACACGUAUAUACACAGCUGCGAACACAUACACAUAUAACCCCAUAUAAAAUCCGAAGUAAAGAGCAAAAAAAACGCAAAACAAACCAAUUCCCGCAACAUUUUAAAGUGAAACAUCUAGAUCAAGGCAACUUUUAACCCAAACUCAACCCAUUUUGUAUAUAACGCUUGUCGAAAUAUCGGAAUCUGUAUAACGAAGUGGCUGAGAAAACUGCGACACACAAACGCACGCACGCUCGUUGGUGUGAGAAGGUCUACGGCAAAAAAGAUCAGCACGGCUUGGAAUGCGAAAGCAGCAGUUGAAUCAGCGAAGAACAGAGAAGAGUUUGCGAAAUUAUAGCUAAGGAUAGCUUAACCGGAGUAAAAGAGAUAAAUCAACAGACUGAUAAACAAUACAUAACGUUACAAGUAAAACUAAAUAAAGUAAAGUAAACAGCAGCUGUACAUAAAACAUAAAGGCGAGACCCACAACGAGGAGAAGUGGAAAAGCAGCUACGUGCUCGGCCGCCCGUCGCCCUUUUCGUUUCCCUUUUGGAGGUCAUCUCAACUUCGGCGACUAUCAGCAACCAAAGAAAACAGAGCGGCGCAGCUAGAUCAACAUCUCAAUAGCAAUAGCAGCAGAAGCAGAAGGCGUUUGGUUUCGAUUUAUAAAGAAUUGAUUUAAGUGCGUGUGAUAUUUAACGUUAAGCAUUAAUUUAGCGAAUUAACCAAAAACAAAAAGGCAAAACAGCAGAAAUUUUAAUAAGAGGAAAGUGAUCCAGAGAGAUUAACAGAAGAGGAGAGCAGAGCAGAGAUAUCGAUCCAGAGAUCGUUAAGCGACGAAAUUACUAUGACAUACUCGCACAAUAGCGUUAGGAACAACAUCAGAAUGACAACCGCAUCGGCCACCAAGUCCAUACGAUUAAAAAAGGGAGCAGCAUCAACGACCUCCGCAUCCAACUCAUCCACCCCCUCGCCCACAUCCGCACCCGUCUCCCCCACAUCCGUAUCCGCAUCCGCACCAGCAACGCCCUUGGUAACUGCACAUUCCAACAGUAUUGCCAGCAGUACAAAUAACGCCCAUUUCCUGAGCUCCUCGCCCACGAGUCUCGGUCUUGGCCUGGGUCUAUCCGCCCUUGCCACACCCCCCAACCAGAGGCAGCGGCAACUCCAGUCCCAAUCCCAGUCGACCGGAUCCAAGAACAAGCAUCAGCAGUCGCAGCAGCGCCAGUCGCCGCAGCAGCAGCAGCAGGGUGGUGGAGGCUUCUUCUUUGCCAACAACAACCGGAGGAACGGAGGAGGACGUUCGCCCCAGGGAGCUAUGCAGGUGCGACAGUCACCGGCCACCAUUUUGGGUGGAGGCUUCUCGCCGGGAAUCGUCGGAGGAUCGGCCCGCAAGCAGAGGAAGAGCCCCUCGUUGGGCGGAAAGAUAUCGCCCCAGCACCAGAUGCAGCAGCAGCAGCACCCACUCAUACCCACCGCACUGACGCAUUUCGCGGGCAGCAAGUGCUUCGAUGCACCAGCUCCAACGGCGCUGCCCAAGCCUCCCCAGCACUGGACACUGUCCAGGUCGGAGGGUAAGCUUCCCAUGACGAUGCCGUCGAUGCCCAAGUUCCAGGUGCCGAUGCAGACAGGCCGCUCGAAGCGGAAUCUCCUCGAUGACUUCGACACGCACAACCUGAAGCUGCUGCUCAAUGUGCAGUCGUAACCACACUGGUGCUGGAGGAUCAGUGUCUGGAGCAGGGAGGCAGGAAGAGGAUCUGGAUCUAGAGCUGGAUCUGAAGAUGGAUCUGGAGGACCGACAUGAAUGGCUAGAACACCCGGUGGACCCCGAACCCGUCAAUGAGUUGCAAAAAAAUCGAAAUGAACAUAAAACCAACAAAAAAAAUUAACAAAAACAUAAAACAAAAAAUGGAAAAUGAAAAAACCUUUACAAAAAAAGCGAAAACAUUUCAACUGGAAAUUUGAACUUUUUUAAACAAAAACAAAAAAAAAACAAGAGUAAUGUUUGUGAUCUCAAGUGUGUAUCAUAAAACAAUUAAACCAAUUUGAGAAGCUAUAAAGGGAGAAGAAAAAAACUGUUUCAAGGAAAACUGAAAGUAAACAAACUACAAACACACAAACAACUGUCCUCACACAACCGACCGACAAAUGAACAUCAACAACGACAAUGAGAACAAAUAAACAC